Oncorhynchus keta (chum salmon) is the source of this 3832-nucleotide messenger RNA. Its product is annotated as heat shock factor protein 4-like. The transcript is spliced from 13 exons. The coding region runs from base 22 to 1302 and encodes 426 amino acids. Lineage: Eukaryota; Metazoa; Chordata; Actinopteri; Salmoniformes; Salmonidae. The record is from RefSeq and is a predicted model, not a curated record. Gene Ontology annotation, molecular function: sequence-specific DNA binding; DNA-binding transcription factor activity. Gene Ontology annotation, biological process: regulation of DNA-templated transcription.
UCAUCCAACUGAAGCACAGCCAUGCAGGAAUCUCCUGGCUCUAUUGGUGUGGAUGGGGGUUAUGCCAGUAAUGUGCCUGCCUUCCUAACCAAACUGUGGACCCUGGUCGAGGACCCGGACACCAACCAUCUCAUCUGCUGGAGUGCUACUGGAACCAGCUUCCAUGUUUUUGACCAGGGAAGGUUUGCCAAGGAGGUGCUGCCAAAAUACUUCAAACAUAACAACAUGGCCAGCUUUGUCCGUCAGCUCAACAUGUAUGGCUUCAGGAAGGUGGUGAACAUAGAGCAGAGUGGCCUGGUGAAGCCAGAGCGAGACGACACAGAGUUCCAGCACCUCUACUUCCUGCAAGGCCACGAACACCUGCUGGAGCACAUCAAGAGGAAGGUCUCCAUCGUGAAGAGUGAAGAGACUAAAGUACGACAGGAGGACUUGAGUAAGCUGCUGUAUGAGGUGCAGGUGCUGCGCAGUCAACAAGAGAACAUGGAGUGUCAGAUGCAAGACAUGAAACAGCAGAAUGAGGUGCUGUGGAGAGAGGUGGUCUCACUGAGACAGAACCACACCCAGCAGCAGAAAGUCAUGAACAAGCUGAUUCAGUUCCUAUUCAGCCAGAUGCAAUCAAACGCACCCAGCACUGUAGGAAUGAAGAGAAAGCUUCCCCUCAUGUUGGAUGUUGGCUCCACCACACCUCCAGCCUCUAAGUUCAGCCAUAGCCACCAAAUGGAGUCCCUGCAUGAGCCCUUCUAUAUCCAGUCGCCAUCUACAGAAACUGCCUCUUGCUCCAAUAGUGCAAUGACAGGAGGACCAAUCAUAUCAGACGUUACAGAAAUGUCACAACCCACCAACAUGGCCAUUCAAAUGCAAACAGAGGAGACAAGGGAUAAGUGUAUGAUGCUUAUCAAAGAGGAACCAGUGAGCCCAGGGGUGCGAGGCCGGGGGGAUGGUGUUCCACUGGGCUCCUGCGAGGUGUGUUCUGAACCCCCUGUCCUCCAUGUUGCCAUGGUACAGUCCGUCCUGGAGGGCAGAGGGUCUGGAGCAGAGAGGAGGAGCAAGAGACCUGCUCUGGAAAGACCAGAAGUACCUGAUGCUGUAGAGAAUGUGGACAUGAGUCUAGAGGACUUGCAGCUUCUCCUGAGGACCCACCAACAAAGCGUGGAGCCCACCGCUGCUGUCAUAGAUCCAUUCAAUUUCAACCUGCCCUUGAGUGAGUGGAACUUUAAUGAUAUGGAGUCCAACCUAAAAUCAUACAUGUUUCAGAACCAGGAGGCAGAGGCUUACCCCAACGCUGGAUGUGAGGAACAGUAACAGCUUGACAGAUCAGCUGACACAGGCUAGUCCUAACAAAGACAGAAAACAAGACAUUCCUCAAGGCUCUCAGAUGUGUUCCAUCCGCAGUCGUCACGUCGUAGAUCCAGCGCACCUGACCCAAUGUGAGCAGAGCAGGAGGAAUUCCUGUCACUCAGAGCUCUGUGGGCCCACCUUCCAUCCACCAGACUGUCAGCUCUGGGGAGUUUUUUUCAGAAGCACUAUAUGGUUUUUCAGAGAACCAGAGGUUAAUCUAUUUGGAAUUAUUUAGACUUCCUUCACUGAAGUUCAACAGUUUUAUUGGUGGAGACCCUGGCAGUUUUCACUUCAAACGUUGAUCCGCAGGACAUCCUGACAUAAGCAAUGGCUUCUCUCUCUAAAACUGGACUGAGCUACAUUUCGAGUGCCUGACUGAGGGACUUCAAAUCAUGAAAGACCAACCGACCAGUUGAUAUUUCAGGGAUAAAUUCCUAGCACAGAAUUGGAGUACAACCAGCAAGUUCUACUAUUCUCUGCCAUCAUUCCAGUGGUAGUAUGCAAAGUUGCAUCAUACCAAAGUGGCCCAAGUUUGUAAGCACUUUAGUCUGUGUGGGAAAGUUUCUGCUUGUGGCGCUGAUUUAUUUCCCAAAUAGCCCAUUUGGUAUGAAAAUUAUAUUCUUGUGCAAAUACUAUAUUUGUAUUUCAAAAUGAUAUUCAUAAAAUUACAGAAAUAGUGUUAUCUUCUGUAUGUUUUAAUGUGAGAGGUCUAGGAAAUAUUUAUGAUAGACUUCCCAUUUGAAAAAACAAUGAAGAGACCAUACAUUGCUGUUUUGCACAAUUUGUAUCACAAUUUAUUCUUAAUCACAAUCCAUAUAUUUCCCUUGAAACAGUGCAUUUGGGCACUCCUGUGCACAAGAGUAACUUAGACAAAUUGUUAAAUACUGUGCAUUAGUCAAAUGUAGAAGAAGAGAUAGAUGACCCAACUUCAGCUGAAGUUUAGAUAAGAUCAAUGUGUAGACUCACUAAACAGAGAGGAAAGAGAGACGUACUAGUGUCACUAAACCUGUGUCUGUCUAUUUGUCUUUUUUCUUCCAUCCAUAUAACUUUCUAGCUACCACAUCUCUCUUUUCUUCUGACUAGUUUAACCUGAUUUAUUAUAGAUAAACAUUAUGACCUUCCAUUGAUUUUAGUGGUGGAUAGAGGCAAAGUAAUGUUUGAUUUCAAGACAGAUGAAGAGCCUCCCUAGAGCAUUUGGACUCUACAAUGCCUCCAUUUGUUUCAGAGACAGGCCAAAUCCCAUAUUUGGAUUAUACACAAUAUACAAACAAAAGUAUGUGGACACCCCUUCAAAUUUGUGUAUUCAGCUAUUUCAGCCAGACCCUUUGCUGACAGGUGCAUAUAAUAGAGGGCACAGCCAUGCAGUCUCAAUAGAUGAACAUUGGAAGGAGGCUGGCUUUACUGAAGAGCUCAGUGACUUUCAAUGUGGCACCGUCAUAGGAUGCCACCUUUCCAACAAUCAGUUUGUCAAAUUUCUGCCCUGCUAGAGCUGCCCCGGUCAACUGUAGGCACUGUAAUUGUCUAGGAGCAACAACAGCUUAGUGGUAGGCCACAAGCUUACAGAACAGGACCGCCGAGUGCACUCCAUAUUAAUGCCCAUGAUUUUGGAAUGAGAUGUUCGACGAGCAGGUGUCCACAUACUUUUUGUCAUGUAGUGUAUCUUUCUUAUACAAACUCCAGAAGGUAUGGAUGUGGACUGAUGAUGUAGGAGGGGUGCAAUACCCCCCCCCCCCACCCUCUUUCUCAAUGAUCUGAGCAGGCUCAUAUGAUUUUGAUAGACAUCCUAUAUUCCUCAGAUAAUUUGGAAUUUCUGGAAAACCAUCAGAAUCUGAAGAAACACCAGUGACUUUUUUUGACUGUGGAGGACACAUCUACAUGGAAAACAGCCCAGGUCUUGACAAUCUUCCUUUUGAACUGAUAAUACUAUACUGUGCAAUAUUACAGAGUUGUGAGAAUUCACAAGGUUGCAAUACAUCAAUGACCCUUGGAAUGUAUAAAGUAACUGUAUCAGAGGCUGCAUCAUAAGUAACACCUGUAGACUAUAAUCUUAGAAGAGGGAAAUGUAAGGUGGCGUAUAAUUGAAAUUGCACUAAGAAUUAUCAUUGUAUUAGAUUUAGCAGUGUUCAUUUAGACUUAGUAUUUAUCAGUGUUUUCUUUAUUACUGAAAUAUGAGUGUUUCUCUGAUUUGCUAGGAGUGAUACUUUACAUUCAAUUGGCAUUGUAUUUAUUUUUUAUUCAUUUGCACUGAUCGGAUGUUGAUGAUCGGAUGUUUUUAAAUAUACAUAAUGCUUGUCAAGAUUGCAGACUCAUCAAAGUAUUUACAUUUUUUGGAUUAAUCAUCAUCUUCUGUAACAAAAGAAAUGCAUCGUUAUAAUGCAUCAUUGUCUAUGGCUUUGCAAGGACAGUGUUGUACAUGGGCAGAACUGGACUAAAGUCACAAUGAAACAAAACAUGUAUGCAAUGACAAUACAAGUAGUUAAAAAUAAAAGUGAGC